Molecule: messenger RNA, 777 nt
Organism: Adineta ricciae
Lineage: Eukaryota; Metazoa; Rotifera; Eurotatoria; Adinetida; Adinetidae
Source: the annotation of a GenBank genome assembly
AUGAGAACUUCACACGGAGAGACAUAUAAAAAAUGUACCUCUACUCUCCUGAAACUGAUUUUAGUUGCUACUGUCAUCGUAAUAUUUAUUAUCACAAUUAGUAUUCAAUGGAAUACACAAAUUGUAUUCGGCGUUUACACGAAGUCAGUUCCAACGAAUGUUACUCCGUGUGCGUAUUUAGCAUGUUCGCAUUCUUCAAAUUGUACAACACGAAAUAAAACAUGUUGUGCUUAUGUUCUCAAACGUUCACUUGACUUUCUGGAUGCAUUUUUUCGGCGCCAUAAUCUACCAUAUGUGAUUAUCUACGGAUCACUUCUUGGCGCUGUACGAAAUCAAACUAUCAUUCCAUGGACGCGCGAUAUCGAUAUUGGUUUCUUUAAUUGGACAUAUUUACGUAGUACAAGCAUCCAGAAUGAAUUGUAUCAACACGGAUUCUAUCUAUUUCAUACUCUCGAUCUAACACGUAUAUGUGUACAUAAAGAUACCUUGGAUAAAUCACUCCUCUUAACGCAGAAUGUUAAACAACCGCCACCAACUCAAAUCUUCCAUUUGCAUGCUUAUAUUGAUCUUUACUUAGCAACGAACUCAGUUAAUCUAACAAGAAAUAGUUCAAUUUAUUCAAUUGAGUUUAGUGGUAAAUUCCUAUCGCAUAUUUCAUUCAAAACGAACGUUACAAUUGAUAAUCAAACAUAUCCUACUGUUGAUAAUGUUCAGGAACAUUUAGUUCAUUUCUAUAAAAAAGAUUACAUGCGUGAUGUGAUACCACGUCGACCUUGA